ACAUAUUCUGUAUUAGCAACGCCAAAUCCGAAAGGUCUGAGUUUCCGAAACACGGAAUAUUGUUUGCCGCCUUAAGGCGCCCGGUCGAUUUUUGUAGUUAUUGCGUCUUGUGUUUAGUAGCGAACUAUCAUCCUAUCGCUUUAGAAAUGGGUGAUAAAGGUGAUGGAGAAACAUUUGAUGAUGCUGUGGAAGAGAGAGUUAUUAACGAAGAAUAUAAAAUAUGGAAAAAGAAUACUCCAUUUCUGUACGAUUUGGUCAUGACACACGCUCUAGAAUGGCCUUCUUUAACAGCUCAGUGGCUUCCAGAUGUGACAAGACCUGAAGGAAAAGACUACUCCGUUCAUAGGCUUAUAUUGGGAACCCAUACAUCAGAUGAACAGAACCAUCUUCUUAUAGCAAGUGUUCAGCUACCAAAUGAGGAUGCACAGUUUGAUGCCAGCCACUAUGAUAAUGAUAAGGGUGAAUUUGGUGGUUUUGGUUCAGUCUCUGGUAAAAUUGACAUAGAAAUAAAAAUAAACCAUGAAGGGGAAGUGAACAGAGCCCGCUAUAUGCCUCAGAAUCCAUGUGUUAUCGCCACCAAAACCCCAUCAUCUGAUGUCUUGGUAUUUGACUACACCAAGCAUCCCUCAAAACCAGAGCCAUCUGGAGAAUGUCAUCCAGAUCUCAGAUUGCGAGGUCACCAAAAGGAAGGAUAUGGAUUAUCAUGGAAUCCAAACCUCAAUGGUUAUCUGUUGUCAGCAAGUGAUGAUCACACAAUUUGCUUGUGGGACAUAAAUGCAACACCGAAGGAGGGGAGAGUGAUUGAAGCUAAAUCAGUGUUUACGGGUCACACGGCUGUGGUCGAGGAUGUGGCUUGGCAUCUCUUGCAUGAAUCACUGUUUGGAUCAGUGGCUGAUGACCAGAAACUCAUGAUCUGGGAUACCAGAUGCAACAACACAUCCAAGCCAUCACACACUGUGGAUGCUCACACAGCGGAAGUAAACUGCUUAAGUUUCAACCCAUACUCAGAAUUCAUCCUUGCCACUGGCAGUGCCGACAAAACUGUUGCACUUUGGGAUCUCCGCAAUCUGAAGCUAAAACUACAUUCGUUUGAGUCACACAAGGAUGAGAUAUUCCAAGUUCAAUGGUCGCCACACAAUGAGACAAUCCUAGCCAGCAGUGGAACAGACAGGAGGCUUCACGUGUGGGAUCUAUCAAAGAUUGGUGAGGAACAGACUGCAGAGGAUGCUGAGGAUGGGCCUCCGGAGUUACUGUUCAUUCACGGAGGUCACACUGCCAAGAUAUCAGACUUCUCAUGGAACCCCAAUGAACCCUGGGUGAUUUGCUCUGUCUCAGAGGAUAAUAUCAUGCAGGUCUGGCAAAUGGCUGAAAAUAUAUACAAUGAUGAGGAGCCUGAUACUCCUGCUUCUGAAUUGGAGUCCGGAGUCAAUGUUAACCACGGUUAGUUGGUGGGCUCAUCAUCUUCCGCUAACAUCAAGCACUACAGUGAGACAGCAUCAGGUUCUUGUUAUGGAAAUGUGGUCUAGUGUACAGUUAUGUUUUCUAAAUUUAAACUUAUGUAAAAUAGGGUAUUUUCCAGUUAUUUUUUACAGUGCCAACUUUUUAUCUACCUACCUUCAUAUAUACAUUUUUGUCAAGCUCCGGUCCAUAGUACUUUCAGGGGCAGUACUGCUCCUAUUAGCCAUAAAUAAUAGUUUUUUCUGAUCUGCUACCGUAAUUAUAAUGUAAUGAAAAUAUAUAAAGAGAAAGUUGAACCAUUACACUUCUCAACCGAAAACAACCUGAUAUGGGGUAUGUAUAUAUAUGUGAUUCAAACGAGAAUUAAAUAUAUUGUACACAUCAUCAGAAAAGUUUUAACAGUGCGUAAAUUAGAAUAUUUUGGCUGUUAUAAUAUUCAGAUGUCAAUUGGAGUCAUCCAUUAAGGACAAAUUAAUAAAAUUGCAUAAUCAAAAAACAAGAUUCCUUUUUUAAAUGAGUAAUUGUCACCGUUGACGGUACCUAAGUCCAACGCAUUAUAUUACACACACUGGUAGAACGCACGUUAGAUAUAUUUCGUUUGGACUAAGAUUAUUUUAUUACUUGUGAUUCAAUAUUUGAAAUCAGCGCAAAUGGUCGGAGUUACGAAAUAGUUUAUGGCAAAAUAAUGUCAAUAUUAUGUCGAGCAUAGUACUGAGCUUACCAUUUUAUAUUUUGUUGUCAUAGACUAUGACGUCAUACCAAGCGGGCCAAAAUAGCAGCAGGCGUUUGAAGUAUCCGCGUAUAUUUAUUAAAUAUCUUUAUGUACUUUUAUGAAUUCAAUAAUUUUCUAUUAUAUUCAUGUACAAUACCGAAUAAAUAUAAAAUAAAAUCCGUACAAAUUCCCUUUCAUUAAUAAUUUAAUAUUAUUAGUAAGCUGUUGUGAACUGAUUAUAUAUACACGGAAUUAAUUUGCUGCAAUAAUGCGGUGACAAAUUAAAUUAUCAACAUUAUGUUAUUGCCCAAUGGACUAUGAACGAAAAAUGAGAGAUUGCUAAUUUUGAAUGUGAAAGAUGUGUGCUAUUUUUGAUGAUUUGUAAAUUUUUGGAAUAUAUUUUAAACUUCAGUAUAUUAGUGUUUUAUCUGAUUUGAAAAAAUUAAAUAAUAUCUUGAUCUCCUACAUUACUAAUAAUUAUUAUAAAUGGUGGUUAAAAUUGUUUGAAGCGGGCAAGACAAGUUAAUUUUUGACAGUAAAGGCUAUGUGUGUAUUAAUCUUACAGGAAUAAGUAGAAUAUGGAAUUCAAAAUUGAAUUUUUUCAUUUUAAACAAAAAUAUCGUUUUAAAAUAUGAUCAUUUAGUUUAUAGCACUUAUAUUGUUAUUUGUGGUUUGUAAAGUGUUUUGGUAAGAACUGAAAGUCUGAAUGUUAGAGCAAUGUUUAAAACUUUGCAAAAAAAAAAAUGAUAAUAUGAAUUGACAAUAAUGUCAUGAUUAUACUACUGUCACUUAUUACACUAAUUGUUAAAAAUAACCUUGUCUUGCUCUGUAGAUAGUAAUAGAAUCUCCUGCACAAAUCCAACAAUGGAAAAUAAUAACCAGUCACAAUAAAAACUUUUUACUGUUGAUAUAAGUUCCAACCUAGUGUAAGUUCAUUGUAAAAGAUAAUUCCAUGUUUAAUUUAUUGAGAAGUCAAGUUAUUUUAACUGUCAUUAAAAUAAACUGACAGUUGUGUUGAUGCAUUGAGAAUAAAUUUAAGUUCUGCUUUAUUAUAAACGAAAUAAAACUAUGUAAGAUAA
Leptidea sinapis is the source of this 3249-nucleotide messenger RNA. RefSeq names its product chromatin assembly factor 1 p55 subunit (gene Caf1-55). Gene Ontology annotation, biological process: regulation of gene expression. Gene Ontology annotation, molecular function: histone binding. Lineage: Eukaryota; Metazoa; Arthropoda; Insecta; Lepidoptera; Pieridae. The coding region runs from base 147 to 1445 and encodes 432 amino acids. The record is from RefSeq and is a predicted model, not a curated record. Gene Ontology annotation, cellular component: NuRD complex; nucleus; ESC/E(Z) complex. The transcript is spliced from 10 exons.